CUUUACCCUGGCUCCGCCCCUGGCGGCGGGGGCGCGGGGAUGGCGGCCGCGGUUGCCGGUGCCGGCGGCGGCGGCCGGGGUGGUGCGUGAGGGGGCGAUGGCGGAGCUGCGUGAAGGGCAGCGGUGCGGCGUGUCCUGCGGCGCCGCGGCCGCCGGUGUCACCGUGCUGCACGUUAGGCUCACCGAGACCGCGCUGAGGGCGCUCGAGUCCUACCGGGGCGCGCAGGAUCGUGUUUCUUCUCAACCCACAGUUCAGUUUCAAGGAUCCCAAGGGCUUAUUAAAAUUCCCAAAGCCAAUCAGCCAAAUGAAGUGCAUGCAUUUAACUUCUACGUUUCAAAUGUUGGCAAAGAUAACCCUCAGGGAAGCUUUGACUGUGUCCAGCAAAAGAACUCGAGUUCUGGAGCCAUGCAGCUCAGUUGCGUGGGAAGCAUUCAGAAUAAAAUCACAAUCUGUGCCACCAGUGAUUCCUAUCAGACAACCAGAGAGCGCCUGACCCAGGUGGAAGAGUCGUCGCGCAAUCGAAGUGCAAAGAUUAUUAAGCCUGGUGGACCACUUUUAGGCAAAAGAGUACAGAUCAGAAAACCAGCACAAAGCAUCCCAGAUGCUGUGCCUGAGAGGAAGAGAUCGACCCCUGUGAACCUUGCAAAUACCAUCCGGAGAACACACACACAGAACAGCGUUUCUCAGCGACCGUACAAGGACAGGGUGAUUCACUUGCUGGCACUGAAGAGCUACAAGAAACCAGAGUUGCUCACUCGCCUGCAGAGAGAUGGUGUCAACCAAAAGGACAGGAACUGCCUUGGAGCUAUCCUUUGUCAGGUGGCCAACCUGAACCCAAAGGAUAAUUCUUACUCUCUGAAGGAUUUUGCAUUCAAAGAAAUUCAGAAAGAUUGGCCUGGAUACAGCGAAACAGAUAAGAAAUCAUUGGAGUCAAUACUUUCUGAAAAAUUAAAGUCAUCUCAGAACGCCACCAGCAGCAGCCAUUUGGAAUCUACUGUAACUUCUAAGAAAGAGCCUCCAGCAACUUCUUCUCAGGUUUUCUCAUUAUUACAGAAGCGACUCAUGAAUUCCAAUUUUAUUGAUCCUCUGAGGAACAAAAGGCAGAGGAUAUCUCGCCUGGUCAGUCGAGCGCAGCAGUCACUCAGCAGCCCCUGGCCUGCCUCUGGCCAGAAAGCCACUACCACCUCUCCGCCACCUCUUCCCCCAGCAGCCGCCUCGACUCCCACUCCUCUGCCGCUGCCUUCCACCCUUGUUCCCACUUCCAAUGCUCCUCAAAGUGUCAUCUCCAGCUCCCCCAGCACCCCUGAGGGGCGAGGGACGCAAGACCUGCCAAUGGACAGCUUCAGCCAAAAUAGCAGCAGCACCUGUGGGAACCAGCAGCAAAAAUAUACCUCUUGGACUUCUUUGGGAAUGCUGGCGUCUGCGGCAAGGCAGGUAGAGCCUCCCAGAUCCACAGACAAGAAACGUUUGAAGUUCCAGAAGCCUGGGAAGGUAAAGGAGUGUAAGGAGAAGGACAACACAAGUGCCAGUGAGGAGGAGAAAGACGUUAGAAAAGAAGAAACUACCAGGCUGAAAAAGUCCUCCCAUUCAAAUAUAGGUGAAGGAGUUAAAGAAACUUGCACUGCCUCCACAGAUGCUCCUUCAUCAACAAGUGAACUGCCAGACUACUUGAUAAAAUACAGAGCUAUAGUCUCGCACGAGCAGCGCCAGAAGUACAAGAGUGACUUCAAUGCAGAGUACAAUGAAUACAGGAACUUGCAUGCUCGGAUGGAGAGUGUCACCAGGAGGUUCAUGAAGCUUGAUGCACAACGAAAGCUUCUUUCUCCAGAGUCCAAAGAAUAUCAGGUUCUUCAAGAGGAGGUCUUAGAAGAAUAUAGAAAGUUAAAACAGUCCAGUCCCAACUACUACGAGGAGAAGUACAGGUAUGAAUAUUUGCACAAGAAGCUUUCUCACAUCAAGAGACUCAUUAGGGAGUUUGACCAUCGGCAAGUGGAGUUGUGCUGUUGGUCUCCUUCUUCGUCUGGGACAUGUGAAUGAACUGAAAAUUAUUUAUUUAUUACUUAAGAUGAGUUGCUCUGAGAUUAUAAGAUUUAGUACCAUACUUUUGCAUUCAAAAGUUUCAGUAUUAGCAGACUUAACUACAUUCUUCAUUAUUGAUGUUACUUAUAUGCCUAUUUGAAGCUGCUUUUUGUGGUCCCUUCGUUCUUCAAGACUUAUGUUAGUCCAUUGAAAUAACUUUUAUCAGUAGAUGCUGGGGAUUUAGUACAUCUACUAUUAAGUUGUGCACCUUUUAAGGGAAUAUUGUAGAAACUUGAAGUGCUUUUUGGAUAAAUAUAAGGCUGUUUUCUGACCUUUUCUUGUUAAUGCAAACUCUUUGCCUUAAGUGGUAGAAGGUUUAGAAAUUUGCACUAAAUAAUAAUAAUAAUUAAAAAAAGAAAAAUGCCAUUGUUUUGGAGGGUUGAAGAGGCAUGUCUGUGUGCUGUAUACAGCCCAUUUUGUUACAGCAGAAACUAACCCCUGCAACUUAAACCCCCCAACUGCAGUGGUUGCCUUAAGGUAUUUGCUGGUGUACAUUUUGUGUAGUUGAAACGAUUUAUCUACACGGCUUCCCGCUUCACUGAAGCAGCUGGGAAAGCAUUAUGUGGCCUAACGGAGUCUGGGUAUGUGCGUGUGUGCGUGCAUGUGUGUUCUCUGUGUAUGUGUGCGCAUCUGAGUGCGAACAUGCUGGGGAUAAUUAAACAAAGCUGCUACUCUUGGUAGGCCCAAACGCUCAGGUUAAAACAACUUGAUGAGUGUUGCUGUAGGUUUUUUUUUUCCUAUGAAAUCACUACUUCUGUCAUGGAAAGUGAGGGUGUUUCCAUUUCAAUAGUUUGUCAGCUUUAAUAAUAUUAGGGAGAUUGAUACUUUACAAAAAUGAAACAUAUAGUUUUGAGGCAGGAUUGUAAAAUUAAAUGUGUAGGCAACCUAUUUAUAUACUACUAUAAAGUAUUUUUUGGAGAGAAUAUGCAAAGAAGCUAUUGCCUACAUGACCUAUAUAUUUAAAGACUUUUUGUCCUGGGUGCCAGGAAUAUAACAAAGAGCAAAUGCGUUUAACUAUAAAAUACUGUGAUCACUUAACAGCACAAAACAUUCAUUUCAUGCAGUUUUAUUUGGUUUGUUUUGAUGUAAACCAAAAUUGCUGAUUUUAUCUUGUGAAAAACACAGGUUAUUUGGUCAAAAUGAAGUAAGACCCUUGUAUGUCUUUACUGUGUUUUGUCUUUUCGAAAUGCUGCCAACUGAAAAGGGAAGCAUUAUGUUUACAAAUCUGGUUUAUUUGGGGAAUUCAUGCCAAAAGUCAGUAAUAUCAAUAACAAGCUUUAUCUUCAGUAUCAAAAAAAGAAACAAACUGCUGUGUAUCGUUGUAAACCAGUAAAUGUCUGAUUGCCACAAAACAUGCACUCAGGUGAAGGGGAGCAAUCAAAUUUUUGCCUUAACUUUGCGAGUUCAGAGACGUUAUUCCCAAGGAUGGAAUAGCAAGCAAAAUGCAUCCCUUUCUGCUGUGUUUGUGUUAUUUACUUGAACCAGGUUGAUUUUGGGUCCCUUAGGUUGGUACAGUUGUCUUCAACUCCACAUUUCAAAUGACAGAAUGAAGAGAGGGCUUCUUUCUUCCCAUUAAGAGCUGCAUUUACCGGGGUUUGACAACUGAAUCUGGCCCUGCGCAUACACACACGAUGAUGCCCAGGUGUGAAAUGCAUGGGCUGUAUAACUCACCGCAUCUGGGUGGUUCACCUUCAACCUACAAACGAAGUGAGUCCUUCAGACUGAAAUAAUGUGAAGCUCCUGGUGUUGGACCCAUUUUGGCAAUUGAUUGCCCUUCAUCUUAAACCAUGUGCCUGAAUCUGAUGUCAGCUGUCACCACGGGACAGACAGUGCUGCUGCUGCAGCAGCCUUGGUGUUGCCGUUGUUCGUAGCGCGAUUGCUGUAGAACCAGUGCAGUUCACUUGAUUUUUUCCACCCAUUGCCUUUUGCUGUUGGCCUGUUUUCACAUGCACCUCCUGGUUUUCAGGUUGCAUGUGCAUUGGCUGCAUCGAGGAGGAGGUUAGUGUCGAAGAAGGAGGUUGAUGCCAGAGAGAGGAGUUUGGUGCCAGAGGAGGAGGUUGGUGUCGGAGGGAAGAGGUCGGUGCCAGAGGAGGAGGUUAGUGCUGUUUCAGAGGUCCAGCACUGCAUCUCACCGUCAGACCCAACCAGCUAUUGUAAAAGCCUUAACUGAAGGCUUUUCCCACUUACACUGAGUAGUCCUGACAGCCUGCAGUUUGCAAAACAGUGCUGUAAAUCCAUGUAUCUCCUGCUUCCCUGGAGUUAACAUCCCCGUUCAGCUCACGUCCCUCACCUGUUGAAGCAGGACUGUGACUACGUUCUGCCUUUUGCUGUAAAACCACCUUGCUCGCUCAAAGAAACCAACACUGCCUGUGGCUGGGGUCACACUACUACAAAGCUAGUUUCUAAUGUAGAAAAUGAGCAGCCACACACAGCUUCUUCAUGGAAACUGUGAAUAUCACUGCAGGAAAGUAACUACAAGCUUGAGGGGGAUACAAUAGCUCUGUCCUGUGAGCUGAAAAACCAAAGGCUGGGAGGAUCAGUUUCCAGUCUGGCUGGGGUUUUGAGGGACAAAGGCUGUGCUCAGAGUAGUUUUGUUUUUAAAUUGCAGUUACACUCUAAGCUGUCAUGUCACUGCUUUUCCAUUUCCAGUUCACCGUAGCAGUUUUUCAAAAAAUAGAUAGUACUGUUAAGAUCUUCUGGAAUUGUUCUUUAAAAUGCGUAGACGAGUGUUGAAGGCAAGUUACUGAGACAGGUUUAGACAGAUUUUAGGUGUUGGUAUUGUAACUGUGCUCAUUGUUCAUCUUCUUUAAAAUGAAGUUUUUGCAGCUAGUCCUUUAGAUACAUAGUCAUUGAUUCACGCACACCUGUUGCUACUUUGGAGUAAAGUUCUUUUAGCUUCAUUAUGAAUUGUUUCUGUAUGUGAUAGGGGAAGGAUGUGACAGCAAUUCCAUGCCCUUCUUUUGAGGAAGGUUAUGAAAUUGAUGAAGGCAGGAUAAUAUUUGGGAGGCUGAAGGCUUAAGAUGGGGCUGUGAAUCCCCCUUUCCUGACUUUCAGUGUGUUUUUAUGACUUUUUUGAUUGUUUCCAUACAAAACUGUAUUGGGGCUCCAUAUGUGAACCAUCCUGAGGCAUUCAUUAGUGAACACUUGAGACAUUGUUGCCCCACUGAUCUGCAUCAACACAAGCUCAAUAAAAUGAAUUCAUUUUCUGAUCUUAAGGCUCUGCCCUCUCCUUGACUGGGGUGGGGAGGAUCCUCUCCAGAGGCAAAUGGUGUGAUUCUGCCAUGGGGACCACUGGCUUUGCUGCCAGAGCACAGAGUAAAUGCUGAUGGACAAGAGACACAGCAAUGGCACUCACCCCACCAUUAACAUCCUGCUGAUGAUUAGACAGAGAAAUGAGAAAGGUCAUCCUCUGUCUGUGACCACUCUGCCUUUUUUACCUCAGGUUCAAUUUUUUUUCGGCGACAUCCAGCGGCAGGACGCGGUCCUGGCUGACUGGGGAAGUUCCACUGGACUGGAGGCUGGCUGAUGUUGUGCCCAUCUACAAGAAGGGUUGCAGAGAGGAUCCGGGAAACUACAGGCCUGUCAGUCUCACCUCAGUGCCGGGGAAAGUCAUGGAGCAGGGCAGUCUUGCUGCAUACUUUUUCAGUGAAAGCAUCUUCCUAGCCAUCUGGCCGAAAGGUACCACAGUGCAUCUGGAAGGGUUUACUGACUCGGAAGGUUUGCUGGCAUCCCACAUCAGCAGCGUGGGCUUGUUUAUUAAUUCAAUCAAUCCCUUCUAAGACCAAAGAGUUAUCAAUGAAGCUUUAGCUGUAUUAGAGCAGACACCUUGUGUGAGUGCAUAACCGAGGGAAGGAAGGGAUCACUCUGAAAUGGAACAGAAGGUGGAAGCCUUUGACAAGAAAAUACUGACAACCGUGGAGGUCAACCAACACAAAGCGAGCACCGAGUGCAGCAGGAGCCAACAUCUGGGCUAGAAGUAGGGUAAUCCUCUCACCUCUCCCUAGCAUCUUCGGCCUUGCAGGGUGAUGUGGGAGCUGCUGUGCAGUGAAACCCCUUUUGAAGGACAGCCUGGCCACCUCUGCAACCUGUCCUGGAAUGGUUCCAGUGAUUCCGAUCUACCUGUAUCCAAAUGGCAUCUCCUUCAUACAAAUCCAUGUCCACCUCCCUUAACACAUGCCUUCAGCCUCCUAUCCUAUGGAAUUGCUCCUGCACCAUAGUUGUGCCUUCUGAAGCACUCAAAUGUUUUAAACACCUUAAUUACCUUAAAAUUUUAAUGCAUAUUAACAUUUAUAGUGGUUUCUUA
Molecule: messenger RNA, 6383 nt
Organism: Cuculus canorus (common cuckoo)
Lineage: Eukaryota; Metazoa; Chordata; Aves; Cuculiformes; Cuculidae
Gene: ELL2
Product: elongation factor for RNA polymerase II 2
Exons: 16
Coding region: 98-2038 (646 amino acids)
Biological process (GO): transcription elongation by RNA polymerase II; positive regulation of transcription elongation by RNA polymerase II; snRNA transcription by RNA polymerase II
Cellular component (GO): transcription elongation factor complex
Molecular function (GO): cis-regulatory region sequence-specific DNA binding; catalytic activity
Source: RefSeq, a predicted model, not a curated record